Messenger RNA from Debaryomyces hansenii CBS767, 279 nucleotides. RefSeq names its product 60S ribosomal protein eL43 (gene RPL43A). Gene Ontology annotation, biological process: translation. The record is from RefSeq and is a predicted model, not a curated record. Bases 1 to 279 code for a protein of 92 amino acids. The transcript is spliced from 2 exons. Gene Ontology annotation, cellular component: ribosome. Gene Ontology annotation, molecular function: structural constituent of ribosome. NCBI's taxonomy places the organism in Eukaryota, Fungi, Ascomycota, Pichiomycetes, Serinales, Debaryomycetaceae.
AUGACUAAGAGAACUAAGAAGGUUGGUAUUACCGGUAAAUUCGGUGUCAGAUACGGUUCUUCGUUAAGAAGACAAACCAAGAAGUUGGAAGUCCAACAACACGCUAAAUACGAUUGUUCAUUCUGUGGUAAGAGAACUGUCCAAAGAGGUGCUGCUGGUAUCUGGACUUGUAAAUCUUGCCGUAAGACUGUUGCUGGUGGUGCUUACACUGUUUCUACUGCCGCAGCUGCUACCGUUAGAUCUACCAUUCGUCGUUUAAGAGACAUGGCUGAAGCUUAA